Synchiropus splendidus (mandarinfish) is the source of this 4366-nucleotide messenger RNA. It is a transcript of the gene nlgn4xa, whose product is annotated as neuroligin 4 X-linked a. The transcript has 6 exons. NCBI's taxonomy places the organism in Eukaryota, Metazoa, Chordata, Actinopteri, Syngnathiformes, Callionymidae. Gene Ontology annotation, molecular function: neurexin family protein binding; signaling receptor activity. Gene Ontology annotation, biological process: chemical synaptic transmission; synaptic vesicle endocytosis; modulation of chemical synaptic transmission. Gene Ontology annotation, cellular component: postsynaptic specialization membrane; cell surface; synapse. The coding region runs from base 570 to 3032 and encodes 820 amino acids. The record is from RefSeq and is a predicted model, not a curated record.
UCCGUCACUAAUCGCGUCCUCGCAAUACAUUCGCUGUAUGAGAGCAAUUAGAAUCAGCAUCGUCUCCCUGCAGUGACUCAGUGAAGCAUCUCUGCUUAUCACGCGCGCACUCUUUCUGCCGUUUCAAUAAUCUCUCCCUUUUUCCCUCCCACACACACGUGCACGCGGGACGUCCGUGCGUCCUCCGGUGCACACGGACUCCGCUUCUGACUUUGGAUUUGCACGACAGCGGUCUGGACGUGGACUUUCUUUCUCCCCCCCUUCCUCUGUGAGAGCAGUGUAUUUGGCUUCAUCUGGCGACACGGGAGCGUCGGAUCCAGUGGAGGGUUUGAUCUGGUGGUGCAGGACACAGCAUCCCUGGCUGCCCUUUGGUUUGGACUUGGGACUUUAGCGCCAUCACCACUCCCAGAAUGGGGACCUCUAAGGAAGCUGCUUGGUGUGGCUGGAUUUCCGUCUCUAAGCGGGUAGUCUGAAGAGAAGUGGGAGACACACACAGUACCGGGAGUCCAGAGGUGGAGUCAGCCAUCGGGACCAAAACCACAACCUUUUUGGCUCAGCACAUCGGGAGCAUGUCAACGCGUGGAGCCUUUCCAUGGAUGUAUCCUGCCAGCCUGCUGAUGGGGAUUGGGCUCGUGUCCAUCUGUGUAGCUGCUGCUCAAGCCCAGCAGCACCCUGUGGUCACGACGAAUUAUGGGAAAUUGCGAGGUGUCAAGGUGACGUUACCGAAUGAGAUCCUGGGACCAGUGGAGCAGUAUUUAGGAAUCCCGUAUGCGCUUGCUCCGUUAGGGGAGCGGAGGUUCCAGGCACCGGAGCCACCCAUGUCCUGGCCGGGCAUUAAGAACGCCACACAGUUUGCCCCGGUUUGUCCUCAGUUCUUAGAGGACCGUUUUUUAAUCAACGAUAUGCUCCCGGUGUGGUUCACGGCCAACUUGGAUACAGUGGUGACUUUCGUGCAGGAGCAGAGUGAGGACUGUCUCUACUUGAACAUCUACGUACCAACAGAGGACGAUAUCCACGACGAAAACGGCUUGAAGCCAGUCAUGGUCUACAUCCACGGCGGCUCUUACAUGGAAGGCACGGGCAACAUGAUCGACGGCAGCAUCCUGGCCAGCUACGGGAACGUCAUAGUCAUCACUAUCAACUAUCGUCUGGGAGUUCUAGGGUUCCUAAGCACUGGAGACCAGGCAGCCAAGGGCAACUACGGUCUGCUGGAUCAGAUCCAAGCUCUCAGGUGGAUCAAAGAAAACAUCCAGGCCUUCAAAGGAGAUCCGAAGCGAGUGACCAUCUUUGGUUCUGGUGCUGGAGCGUCAUGUGUCAGCCUGCUCACGCUCUCGCAUUACUCAGAAGAUCUGUUUCAGAAAGCGAUCAUCCAGAGUGGCACGGCUCUCUCCAGCUGGGCCGUCAACUACCAGCCUGCCAAGUACACGAGGGCCCUAGCUGAGAAGGUCGGCUGCAACAUGCUGGACACCAUCGACCUGGUGGAGUGUCUGCAGAACAAGAACUACAAGGAGCUGAUCGAGCAGUACGUCACACCUGCCAAGUACCACAUUGCCUUCGGCCCAGUGAUUGAUGGAGACGUGAUCCCAGAUGACCCUCAGAUCCUGAUGGAGCAGGGGGAGUUCCUGAACUACGACAUCAUGCUGGGGGUUAAUCAAGGCGAAGGCUUCAAGUUUGUUGACGGUAUUGUGGAUAGUGAGGAUGGAGUGUCUGCCAAUGAUUUCGAUUUUGCUGUUUCCGAUUUUGUGGAUCAUUUAUACGGCUACCCAGAAGGCAAGGAUACCCUUCGUGAGACCAUCAAGUUCAUGUACACAGACUGGGCGGACAAGGAGAACCCCGAGACACGCCGCAAGACACUGGUCGCGCUAUUCACUGACCACCAAUGGGUGGCACCGGCAGUGGCCACGGCUGACCUCCACGCCCAGUAUGGAUCCCCGACCUACUUCUAUGCGUUUUACCAUCACUGCCAGAGUGAAAUGAAGCCCAGCUGGGCCGACUCAGCGCACGGUGAUGAAGUACCCUAUGUGUUUGGGAUUCCUAUGAUUGGCCCAACGGAUCUCUUCAACUGCAACUUUUCCAAGAAUGAUGUGAUGCUGAGCGCCGUGGUCAUGACCUACUGGACAAAUUUUGCUAAGACUGGGGACCCAAACCAGCCAGUUCCACAGGACACCAAGUUCAUCCACACUAAACCCAACCGCUUCGAAGAGGUGGCCUGGACCAAGUACAACCCGAAAGACCAGCUCUAUCUUCACAUUGGCCUGAAACCCAGAGUUCGUGACCACUACCGGGCCACAAAAGUUGCCUUCUGGCUGGAACUAGUUCCUCACCUUCACAACAUCAACGAGUUUUUUCAGUAUGUGUCCACCACGACCAAGAUUCCGCCACAGGACACCACCCCAUACCCUUACACCAAACGCUUCCCUGGCAAAAACAACUGGCCCUCUACCACGCGGCACCCUGGUGUCCCAUCUGCCAACACCAAGCAGACCACUGACCAGCGGAAGAGCAGCGACCUCACCGAUGAGUCUGCGGUGGUGAUCGAGACCAAGCGAGACUACUCCACCGAGCUCAGCGUAACCAUUGCGGUCGGAGCCUCCCUCCUGUUCUUGAACAUAUUAGCCUUUGCCGCGCUCUAUUACAAGAAGGACAAGCGCCGACAUGACUCCAACCGUCGAGUCCCAACACCCCAGCGCAACUCUGGCCCCAGCAACACCCCGUCAACCGCUAACGAUGUUGCACACCUCCAGAGCGAGGAGCUGAUGUCACUACAGAUGAAGCAGCAGCAGCUGGAGCACGAGCACCAUCACGAGUGCGAGUCCAUGCAGUCUCAUGACACGCUUCGCCUCACCUGCCCGCCAGACUACACGCUCACGUUGCGCCGGUCGCCUGAUGACAUACCCCUGAUGACGCCAAGCACCAUUACUAUGAUCCCAAACACGCUGGCUAAUAUGCAGCCUCUGCACAACUUCAAUACUUUUGGUGGUAGCCAAAACAGUACCAACCUGCCCCACGGCCACUCAACCACGCGGGUAUAGCUUUGCCGGACCACCAGCACCACUGACUCAGUGAUGGCAAAGCCACUGACUCAAAGCACAGACUCUAGCCUUUGGUACCUCGCCUUCUUAAAAACACAUACUACAAAUAAAUCUCUUUGCAACGUGAGGGAUGAAUAACUAUGAAUGUUACAAUCGUGAAAAAAAAAAAUGUUUCACCAAACAACAAAACAGGCUACCCGGGGAUGACUGGAGGUGUCCUUUUGGAAAUUUGCAGUUGCAGUCUUUCUGCCACAAUGAGAGCGAUCCUUUUCAUCAGACUCCUGACUCGGGCACAUCAUUCUAAAUCCCAGCCUGAAAUGUAUUUAUGAAAACUUUGUUUAAAAAAACAAAGAGGAAAAAAAUAUAUUGUUGUAUGUGAAGAAAAAAAUGGAAAAUGUACUAUAAAAACUUCUGUUUUUUUCCUUCUCUUUGAGGAGUGUACAUAUAUUUGAUCAUAUUCAUUCUCAUAUGUUUGUUUCGAUUCAUUGUUUGGAUAAUUUGCAGAAUGACCAAAAUGCGAACACAAUCUCAUCAAUGGCGAGUGGCAUCUUGUGCAUCAACGGAUCAUUUGACUUAAUUUCAGUGUUCUUUUGUCUUCACUCUUUAGCCUCUGCAUGUCCAGGAAGAGCUUUUUACUAUCAUGUCAAGUCAACAACUUAGGACUGAAUCUCACCUAGUCUCUUCCUGUCGUUUUUCUUUGCAGGCUUUUUUUUCUGUCUUUCUCUCUCAGCAUUGCCUGAGCUUAAGAUGUGACCAGCAAUGUAUUAAGUAGUAAUUACAAAAAAAAAAAAAAAACAGAAAAAAAUCACACAAAAAAGUGGCAGCAACUUUUAUUUUGUAAGACUCUGAGUUGGAUAUGUUUGUAAAGAAAUAUGUUAGAUAUGAACUGUCAUAUGCUAGCAAUAUGUAAAGUAUUGUGUUGGGCUUGUGAUAUAUUUUGGGUUUCAAAAGCAAGUGAAUGAGUGUAAAUAUUAAUAAUAUUAAUUAUUACCACAGAGAUUCUGAGAUAAUUCUUUUUGUUUUGCAUCCUACAAAAAUAUUAAAAGUACAUCCAAAUGAUCUAAGUUUGUAAAUUUAAAAAAGCAGAUAUAUUCUUGUCAUUUGGUCCGGAGCUGGAUACAAGUUACAUGGAUUUUAAAGCAGACUUCUAAAAUCCUUAUAUUAUCUUAUAAUUGUUUGCAGUUUUGCCUUAAGUGGUUAUAGAGACAUUUCUGGCUGGACAUGUGUAUAAGUUUUUCUGCAGCAUUUUUAACAAAAUAUCACAAUAUUUUCUACAAAAAAAUAAAAAAUAAAAUGAAAUAAAAAUGAGAGAGAAAAAAACAACAGCAAAGGUG